UAUAAUCAUGGAUAUGGAGAACUAGGGGAGCACAGUCACACUUGCGUUGGUCUGCAGACCCAGGCAAUCGAAAACUCAGAAAUGGAAACGUGUGCACCUUUCCGGCAGCAAAAUUGACUCUGCGUUCUUUGCAGCCUCGACUUGAAGGCUGCGCUGGGAGAAACUCUGUGCCUCCGGGAAAGUUUGGAAACGGAACUACGGGAGAGGCCAGACAUCGGGGAUUUUGCGGGCCCUGCGAUGUCUUCCAGAGCUUUUCAAGUGGGGAGAGAAGAGCGACAAAAUGAAAAUGCAACGUAUAGGGGAGCCCGCCCGAGUCCCGCAAGUUGUCGGUCGCAGAGGUACACAGUUGCUCCUAGCAUGACCGUGAUCUGAUCAGCAACCACAAGAAUCUGACUCCCGUGUGGGGUGCCUUAGUGCUGGGGCCUGGUCACCGCCCACAACUCCAGAGCUGCCAUGGCUGCUGCCUCUACGUCCACCCCUGUCAUUUCACAGCCCCAGUUCACAGCCAUGAAUGAACCACAGUGCUUCUACAAUGAGUCCAUUGCCUUCUUUUAUAACCGGAGUGGAAAGUACCUUGCCACAGAAUGGAACACAGUUAGCAAGCUGGUGAUGGGACUUGGAAUCACCGUCUGUAUCUUCAUCAUGUUGGCCAACCUGCUGGUCAUGGUGGCGAUCUAUGUCAACCGCCGCUUCCACUUUCCUAUUUAUUACUUAAUGGCGAAUCUGGCUGCUGCGGACUUCUUUGCUGGGUUGGCCUACUUCUACCUAAUGUUCAACACAGGACCCAAUACUCGGAGACUGACUGUUAGCACGUGGCUCCUGCGUCAGGGCCUCAUUGACACCAGCCUGACAGCCUCUGUGGCCAACUUACUGGCCAUUGCAAUCGAGAGGCAUAUUACAGUUUUCCGCAUGCAGCUCCACACGCGGAUGAGCAACCGGCGGGUGGUGGUGGUGAUCGUGGUCAUCUGGACCAUGGCCAUUGUUAUGGGGGCCAUACCCAGUGUGGGCUGGAACUGCAUCUGUGAUCUUGAAAACUGUUCCAACAUGGCACCCCUCUACAGUGACUCUUACUUGGUCUUCUGGGCCAUUUUCAACUUGGUGACCUUUGUUGUCAUGGUGGUUCUCUAUGCUCAUAUCUUUGGCUAUGUUCGCCAGAGGACUAUGAGGAUGUCUCGGCAUAGUUCUGGGCCGCGGCGCAAUCGGGAUACCAUGAUGAGUCUUCUGAAGACUGUGGUCAUCGUGCUUGGUGCCUUUAUCAUCUGCUGGACUCCUGGAUUGGUGUUGUUACUUCUUGACGUGUGCUGCCCACAGUGUGACGUUCUGGCCUAUGAGAAGUUUUUCCUUCUGCUUGCCGAGUUCAACUCUGCCAUGAACCCCAUCAUCUACUCCUACCGCGACAAGGAGAUGAGCGCCACCUUCAGGCAGAUCCUCUGCUGCCAGCGCAGUGAGAACACCAGCGGCCCCACGGAAGGCUCCGACCGCUCAGCGUCCUCCGUCAACCACACCAUUCUGGCUGGAGUUCACAGCAAUGACCACUCCGUGGUUUAGAAAGGAAACUAACUAAGAUGAGACGCGGCCAUCAUCUACUGCGGGAUGAUCAUCCUCCGCCUUCCCAAAGGCACGGGCAGGGUGGGGUGUGAGAGAGAGGAAAAACACACUCGCGUACUUAAACACUAACCCAUGGCAGUAUUUGUUCCUAGACCCACCAAGACUUGAUGUAUAUUGAAAAAUUAGCUUAUGGGACAUCCCUCAUCCUGCUCCCCGUUCCUUUUGAAAGUAGAAAGUGGAGACCUUGCAAUAGAAUUCAUAAACAGACUCUGGAGUGUCCAUUUACACUACACUAACUAGUCUUCAAAAGAUUUUGUGUGGUUUGGUGCAAGUCAGAAUCAAUUCUGACUAAUUGAAUCCACAACUUCAUUUACAUACAGGCUUCCCUUUUUUUCUUUUUAAAGGUUACAUUUCAUUUAAUAAACAUGUUUAUGCCUAUCAGCAUGCUUGUGAUGGAUAAGACUAUAGACUG
This is a messenger RNA of Eubalaena glacialis (North Atlantic right whale), 2020 nucleotides long. RefSeq names its product lysophosphatidic acid receptor 1 (gene LPAR1). The transcript is spliced from 4 exons. Lineage: Eukaryota; Metazoa; Chordata; Mammalia; Artiodactyla; Balaenidae. Gene Ontology annotation, biological process: phospholipase C-activating G protein-coupled receptor signaling pathway; neurogenesis. Gene Ontology annotation, molecular function: lysophosphatidic acid receptor activity. Gene Ontology annotation, cellular component: membrane. The record is from RefSeq and is a predicted model, not a curated record. Bases 454 to 1548 code for a protein of 364 amino acids.